This is a messenger RNA of Phaeoacremonium minimum UCRPA7, 816 nucleotides long. RefSeq lists its product as hypothetical. NCBI's taxonomy places the organism in Eukaryota, Fungi, Ascomycota, Sordariomycetes, Togniniales, Togniniaceae. The transcript has a single exon. The record is from RefSeq and is a predicted model, not a curated record. The coding region runs from base 1 to 816 and encodes 271 amino acids.
AUGUGCAUGGAGGCGAGCGACUACAUGUUCCGACACGGCUCGCUGUGGUGGACGGUGUGGAACUCGGAGGUCUCUCUGAUCCGUGACAUCAUCCGCCUUGACGAAGCCGAGGCCAAGAGGAACGCGCCCCUUGUCGGGGGCAAGGGUAAGCGGCUGGACGAGGACGGAGGAGCCGAGGACAAGAACGCGGUCUCGCUAAUGUCGCCGCGCCUACUAGUUGCGUCCGAUGACCCCACGGCUUGCAUGCUGGGCCGUUACCUGGGGUCCGAGAAGAUUCCGGAAGAAGAGUGGCUCGCCUUCGUGCAGCGCAGGAGAGAGGAGGGCCUGCUGCGGUGGAUCGGACAGUUCAAGCAGAUCAACAUCAUCCUGCAGGAGGAUAACAUAUUAGAUGUGCUAGAGGCACUGCAGUCCAUCCUGUCACAUUCGUAUGCUCAUAGCGGCCGGCGACCGAAGGUUCACCUGACGAUAUGCGGCUUCAAGCUCUAUUUUGACCAGGACGAGAACUACUGGGGAGCAUAUCUCCCAGGCGGGAAAAAUGUCGCCGAGUGCAUUCUAGGUCGCAACUGGGAAGCCACAUCGAAGCUGAAGGAGCCAAUCAACAAAGAGAGGCCACUGAGUCUCAAGAAGAUCAACCAAACGAUAGAGCCGGACUUCUGGUCUAUGGGCGACAGCCAUUACUGGCUAGAUGCCUUCAAAUUCUGCAACAUCCCGUUCGCGGCAGACGCGACUUAUGGGGGCGAGGCGGUCGACCUGACUGGGAAACUGAUAUUCUAUGUGUUGAAGGACAGCAAGAUGUGGUACACCGAGGUAUUUUAG